Messenger RNA from Exophiala xenobiotica, 2474 nucleotides. RefSeq lists its product as uncharacterized. Lineage: Eukaryota; Fungi; Ascomycota; Eurotiomycetes; Chaetothyriales; Herpotrichiellaceae. Gene Ontology annotation, cellular component: MICOS complex. The transcript has 2 exons. The record is from RefSeq and is a predicted model, not a curated record. The coding region runs from base 55 to 2190 and encodes 711 amino acids. Gene Ontology annotation, biological process: cristae formation.
GGAAUCAUUCAGCCAUCUAUUUCCACACCUCACACUCGUUUACAGAGGCUGCAGAUGGCAGUCCAGCCAGUCAUGCUGCGACUAGCCAGGCCCGUCAGCGCCCAGUUGCGCAGACGAUUGCUUGCGCAAGCUGCCAUCACUCAGCGGAGAACUUUCGCAGAGAAAAAAGACUCUAUCUCGAGCUCCGAACCAGCUUUUAUGCCUGGAAGCCAAAGUCCUGCGGCUCCUGUCAAGACAGAAGUGCCACUAGGCCCUGGCAGCCCCGGAAGCCCAGCUCCUCGACCGACUCCUGCGACGCCGACUUCUUCCUCGACCAUUCCUCCAGAGAACGUACCAAAGGCGCCGCCUAGUCCGGCACAAGUGCAGACAGCGCCUCCAACCACUCCCUCCACCGUGAGCCCGCCUGAAUCCACUCCGCCGCCUCCCCCCUCCUCGAAGGCAUCGGCCCCGCCUCCGCGACGAUUCCGCCGUCUCAGACUCCUGUUCUACCUUCUCUUACUCGGUGGCUUGAGUUACGGAGGAGCUGUAUUCUACGCUUUGAGGAAUGAUAACUUCCACGACUUUUUCACCGAGUAUAUUCCUUAUGGAGAGGAAGCGGUGCUCUAUUUCGAGGAACGGUCCUUCCAGAAGAGGUUUCCUCAUGCUAAGCAUAACAUACACCGAAUUACCCGGUCUGAUAAGUCAGAUAUCGACGGCAAGACAACCACCAUUCCCCAGAGAUCUGGACUGUCGUGGAGAGCCGUAGAGGAUGAACCAAAGGGCAGUGAUGUGACGCAAAAAGGCAAGCAUAUGAGUGCAUUAGACUCCGGCAAGCCCGUAACAAAGACGGAUGCUACUCAAGCUAAGGGCGACCCUGCUCUUGCGACUCAGAAAGAGAAGAGCGCAGCUGUGGAGACCGCAAAGAGAGAUUCUGCGGCGAAAGAGGCCCCUCUUCCAAAGAGUGCCGAUGCAAGCGGUGGUCAACCGGUCAACCCGGCGCCAGAACAUGCUGUUCCCAGCCCAGCAACACCUAGUCCAAAGUCCGACCCACGACCGCCAGCAAUUCCUCCGGUGACUCAGAUUUCACCGCUAGCAGUCCCCAAUGCCGAUGAACCAGUGGUUCAAGAACUCGUCAAGAUUGUCAACGACCUCAUCACAGUUGUCAACUCCGAUUCUCCCGAUGCAGCGAACAAAUAUUCCGCGCCAAUGACGAAAGCCAAGGAGUCUCUCGAAGUAGUUGCUGGCAAGAUCCAUCAACUCCGAGACGCAGAACAUAAGGCCGCCGAAGAACGAAUCGCACAGGCACACAAGGAGUUCGAUGAAGGUGCCAAACAACUCGUGAGGCGGAUCGAAACAGCUCAAGCGGAAGACGAAGCCAGGUUUCGGGAAGAAUUCGAGGCCGAACGUAGACGUCUCGCACAACUGUACGAGGAAAGACUCAAGAACGAGGUCCAGCGCAGUACUGAGCUUACUGAGCAACGACUUAAGAAUGAGCUUGCUGAGCAGGCCAUCGAGAUGAAACGCGAUUUCGUUGCGCAGAUCAAGACGUUGGUCGAGUCAGAACGAGAGGGCCGUCUGUCUAAACUAUCCGACCUAAGCAACAACGUUGACAACCUGACUCAGCUCACUUCCAAUUGGAAUGGUGUCAUCGAUGCUAACUUGGCAACCCAAAAAUUGCAAGUUGCAGUUGACGCGGUCCGGUCUGCACUCGCUCAAUCCGCUGCUUCGGAUGCGCGACCGAAGGCAUUUGUACGGGAAAUGGCCGCCCUCAAGCUCGUAGCUGAGGGAGACCCGGUCGUUGACGCGGCAAUUGCCUCCGUCAAUCCCGCGGCCUACCAGAAGGGCAUCCCAAGCCAGCCACAGCUAAUUGACCGCUUCCGCCGCGUGGCCAACGAGGUGCGCAAAGCUAGUCUACUGCCUGAAAACGCAGGUGUCGCGUCUCAUGCAGCCAGUUUGCUUUUAUCCAAAGUCCUUUUCAAGAAGCAUGGCCAACCCACUGGCACAGAUGUCGAGAGUAUCUUGACUCGCACCGAGACUUUGUUGGAGGAAGGCGACCUUGACAGCGCGGCAAGAGAGAUGAACACCCUCCAGGGCUGGGCCAAGGUUCUGAGCCAAGAUUGGUUGGGCGAUGUGCGGAAAGUUCUUGAGGUCAGACAGGCGUUGGAUGUCAUUGAGACUGAGGCCAGGUUGCAGUGUCUGCGGGUCGAGUGAAAGCUGUGUCCGCAGCAAGUGGACGCCAGGGUUGUAGAUUAGGGCGAUGUAUGGCUUUUGAACAAACGCUUUCUUGUUUCAACGACGCGAGUUCGAACGGUUAUGGAGAAAGAGAAGUACGGCCGCAAAAUCCAUCGAUGAAAGGCCUCAAGAUGUAUCGAGACUCUUGGCUGAUUCAAUGCAGGAAGGAGGACAUCACACCAGAGUGAGCCAGUUCCUAGGAUGAUUCACGCACCAUUUACUGAGGAAGCUCCCAAGCUGCCUUCCUUCUUGUUUUCCCCUCG